Messenger RNA from Cololabis saira (Pacific saury), 2986 nucleotides. RefSeq names its product acyl-coenzyme A thioesterase 1-like. Bases 150 to 1412 code for a protein of 420 amino acids. The record is from RefSeq and is a predicted model, not a curated record. Gene Ontology annotation, molecular function: fatty acyl-CoA hydrolase activity. The transcript is spliced from 4 exons. Lineage: Eukaryota; Metazoa; Chordata; Actinopteri; Beloniformes; Belonidae. Gene Ontology annotation, biological process: acyl-CoA metabolic process; fatty acid metabolic process.
CGUGCAGGCUCCGCCAGAGACCGUCCCCGGAAACUACACUCUAUUUAUAAAAGUCUGUUUUUACUGCUUUAUUUUCACAGAGUCGUUUCAAGGAGGCGUGAAUAAGUUAUUCAGUGUGGGAGACUUAAUGAAAUAGGGAACUGGGAGAGAUGGGCUCCCAGGUGAGGCUGAGGCUGCUGCCCAGUGCCAGGUGUCUGUUCGACGAGCCCGUCCAGGUGAAGGUGUCCGGGCUCAUGUCCAAGCAGGUGGUCACCAUGAGAGCCAGGUCCUCCGACGAGAAGGGGGUCAUGUUCAGCUCUUCAGCCACCUACAGGGCCGAUGGCAGCGGGGAGAUCGACCUGGACCGUGACCCCUCGCUGAGUGGAAGCUACGUGGGGGUGGAGCCCAUGGGUCUCCUGUGGUCCAUGAAGGCAGACGUCUUACACAAAAGGUUUCAGAGGACAAACUCGCUAAAUCCCCACGUGGUGAACUUCUCCGUGCACGAGGAGGAAGGCAGGAUGCUGGCGGAGGAGAUCAAUGAGAGAUGUCUGAUCAGAGACGGGGUCAGCAGGGUUGCUGUCAAAGAUGGCAAUAUCCGGGGAGUCCUGUUUACUCCUCCAGGAGACGGGCCGUUCCCAGCUGUGUUGGACCUUUACACAUUCGGCGGAGGCUUGUCGGAGAAGAGGGCCUCUCUGCUGGCCAGCCGAGGAUUUGUGGUCCUAACUCAAGCUCUGUAUGGUCACAGUGACCAGCCCAAGACCAUCAAAGAGAUCCAUCUGGAGAGUUUUCAAGAAGCUAUAGAGUUCUUACAGAAACAAGAAAAGGUGGGCAGUAAAGGAGUUGGUGUAAUAUCCCUUUCUAAAAGUGGAGAUCUCGCUCUGUCAGCGGCCUCUUACUUGGAAGGCGUGGAGGCCGUUGUCUGGAUCAAUGGCUGCUCAGCUAAUACAGUGUUUCCCCUCUAUUACGAGAAAAAACAAAUCCUCCCUCCGUUAAUGUUUGACUUUGAGAAAGUGAUUCCCACCGCCUCAGGGGCCACCAUUCCCAUACACGCUGUACACGAUCCUCUAGAGGAGAAGAACAAGGCCACGCUAAUCCCCAUUGAACGGGCCAAAGGUCGGUUCCUGUUUGUGGCGGCGGAGGACGACCUCAACUGGGACAGCAAGGGUUACAUGGAAGAGAUGAUGGAGAGACUGAUGCGCCACGGGAACAAGAACUUUGAGGGGCUUUGUUACGUAGGAGCUGGGCACUAUUUAGAGCCGCCUUAUGGGCCGUACUGCCCAUCCAGCUUCCAUGGGCUUGUAGGAAAGCCAGUGAUGUGGGGGGGUGAGCCCAGAGCCCACGCAGCAGCUGAGGUCGACCUGUGGGGGAGGGUUCAGGAGUUCUUCAGAAAUUACGUAAGCUGCGAUGCUUCUCAGACCAAAGCCAAGUUGUAGACUCAUGAUAGUCAAAACACCCAAAACAGCACAGUCCUGGCUGUCGCCAAUCGAUUUUGUCCACCCUUUGAUCACAUCUUUUUUUUAAUUCCAUUAUUGUGCUAUUGAGAUGAAAAAUGAUUUCCAAGUACUUCUGGACCUUACGGUGCAUAUACCGUAUUUUCCGCACUAUAAGGCGCACCAAAAAGCCUUUAAUUUUCUCAAAAACCGGCAGUGCGCCUUAUAUAUGAUCAUUACGGUAAUUUCUGUUACUGUAGUCAGGGGGAUUGUAGCUACUGUAGUUGGUGUCGCCAAAGUAUUGGUGCUAAAAACGUCAGGAAUCGUCACAGACGUUCAAGACAACAGCAGCGACGCUGACUCGCAUAAUGGCGACUGUAACGAGACGGAGCAAAGCUGGUUUUUAUUUUGUUAAUAAAGUUUGACAUACGGUACUUUUCUUCUUUUUUUUUUCUUUUUGUAUUUGCUGUAGGAUUUUGUAGCAUUUCCUGUAGCGCAGCUCCAUCAGGUAGAUACGUAACUCAAACCCAGCCACUAUAGUACGGUAUUUUACCAUAUAUUUAGUGCGCCUUAUAAUGCGGUGCACCUUAUAUAUGGAAAAGGUUUUAAAAUACGUAAUUCAUCGCCUUAUAGUGUGGAAAUACGGUACACACAUUGCAUUUAUGAAUGUAACAUUUAAAAUGUGUUUAUUUCGACAGCUCCAAUCAGUCCAUAUAGUGCAGAUGCAGGUUAAAUCGUGUGGUCCUCCAUCAAAGAAGAGCUGCUGCUGCAUGAAAGCUGAAAAAAAAUGUUUGGCAUGUGAUUUUGAUGCCAAAGAACUCAUAACAGAUUUCAGACGCAAACCACCCCCCAAAACACCCCUACUCAUCUCUGGACAACCUAUCACAAUCACAGACUCCUACAAGUUCCUGGGCAUUCAUAUCAGCAACACACUCAAAUGGGACCUCAACACAAGCCAUAUAAUAAAAAAGGCCAACCAAAGACUAUUCCACCUCAGGCAGCUCAAGAAAUACAAAGUAAAACGCAAUCUCCUCCUUCAGUUCUACACAGCCAUCCUAGAAAGCAUCCUCACAGCUUCCAUCUCAGUCUGGUACGGCAGUCUGGACACCCACUCACGCAGCAAACUCCAACGUAUCAUAAAAAAAGCAUCUCUAAUUACAAACACCCCCCCUCCCAUCACUUGAUUCACUUUACCAUAAACGCACAAUAACAAGAGCACAUAAAAUAAUCUCUGAUUCAACACACCCAGCUAACCACCUGUUUCAACUGUUGCCCUCUGGCAGACGCUUUAGGUCCAUUUCAAUAAAAACAACCCAUUUCAAUAAAAACAACCCGGUUCAAAAACAGCUUUUUUCCCACUGCCAUCAGGCUACUGAACUCCACUCAUCUCCAUACUCCAUUUGUGUUAAAUGUAUAGUCUGUAUGUAAAUGUCUGCUUUAAUGUCGAUGUCUGCUCAUGUAUGUUAAAUGUAUAAACUGAUGUCUGUUGCCACAGUACUAUGUGCUGGCACUAUGCGGUGCCGAAAGCAAAUUCUGCCGACUUGUUGUGCAGUCCUUAAUAAAUGAAUUGAAUUGAA